This is a messenger RNA of Protopolystoma xenopodis, 513 nucleotides long. The record is from the annotation of a GenBank genome assembly. Lineage: Eukaryota; Metazoa; Platyhelminthes; Monogenea; Polystomatidea; Polystomatidae.
CUGCAUGAAAAUCUCAUUUCAGGAAGUAUUCAGAAGGCCUGUGAUGCCGACUCAACCACUUCAUCAGCCACCGUAACGCGCACCAUUUCUCCAGGACGCAGCUUCGAACAUCAUGUGACUAGCCAAGCACAGGUUUCCGUUGGUAAUGUUCCAUUGAGCCCUUCUCGUGUCCCUCCGUCUACGUCGACAGCGGCAACUACUUCAUCCAACGAAGUACCGUUUGCUCUCACUUAUCCACCGCUUUAUGUUACUGCUCCUGCUGCCAUGCAUACUCAUCAGGGCUAUCUGAACAAUCAGCAUCCUGGCAGCCAACAUCAAAGUCAUUCAGGGCACCAACAGCUGAAUCAGGUUCAGGCUGAGCAGCACUCGACCAGCACUGAGGCCUCAAACUCAUUUUCUUCGAAUCAGGAGCUCUGGCAGACACAAGUUAACGGGCAAAUUUUUGAAUUGCGUGAUCAGAUACGAGAACUGAAGGCUCAAGUGGAGAUGCUAAAGCUUCUGUUAUUCUACUAA